GAGAAGCCAUGACUCGGUCCCCGCCCUAGUCUCCUUAAAUACCCUCCACCACGGGGAACCGUUACAUGGGAAACAAACGGGCAUGUGCUGACAUUACUAUAUAUAUUUGAUCACCGUAUGACUUUCACUUUUAAGUUGUUGUUCAACUUGUAACAUGGAGCUGGACCGGCGGCUGUUGCUGGCCCACUGCGCGGCUCACGCCCUCUCCAUCGCGGCGGGCCUGCUGGUGGUCGUCCCUAUGGCUCUCAACGGCUCUGCGUUCAAAGGCCGCUGCGCGCUCUUCUCCACCGGCUACUGGAGGACAGAAGACCGGGAAGAGCUGACGGGACAGCCGGGAGACGUCUCUCACCUGGUGGUGCAGCAGUGGGGCCCGCCGGCCGCCUGCCAGUUCGCCACCUUCGUCGGUAUUUUCACGGUGCUGUACGGUGCAGCGCAGGGCUGGAGGAGCCUCUUCUAUCUGCACGGAAGGCACGAUGACACCCUGUUUUCUUCCUUCCUGACGGUGCUGCUGAGUGUUUGUGUGCUCUUCCUGUCUGGAGGGGCCAGUGUUAUCUUGUCUCUUGGUCUCAACUCCUGGUGUGACACCGUGACUGAUCACAACAUACAGCCAUACAGCUGUGCAGAGUCCCAGUCUGUUCCGCUUUACCUGGAUGUGAACACCUCCUCUUUCUACACAGAGCUCAGCCUGGCACAGGCGUCCUUGUGGAGUGUGACGGCUCUGUGGCUGGCUCAGUCCAUCCUGGCCGUCCUGCGCCUCUACCACUCUCACAGCCAGCACAUCAGCGGGCCGUGUCGUCCCCGAGAGAAGGAGCUGCUGCUGGGCCACAGUCUAUCUGACAGCGGCUCCCCCACACCUCCACAUCCUCCAGCAACACCCACCAUCUAUGUCUAGCGGAGAGAGCGUGAGGUGGUGAUUAACAACGUUACAGUGAACUCUGCUGUUUAAAUUCAGUUUUAGAUGAUAAUGUCCACGCUGUAUACAGUCCUCACUACUGCAUGUAGAAUAUGGGCAGAGCCGAAUGUUUCUAUUUUGAUAUAAUUCAUAAUUCAUCAUCUUAUAUAAUAAGAGCCUGACCGAUAAUUGAUAUGAGUGUAUAUGUCAGCUGAUAUGUGACAAGAAAUAUCAGUAUAGAAAUGCCAAAGAACUGCUUUAAGUCAUUAAUAAGCAGUGUCUCCGUUAUAUAGUUUGUCCUCCAGAGAGCACUGACAAGUUUAUUGUUACUAUCCAUAAAGCAGGCAGGCUAUAGUAUGUAAUGACAUGAGGUCGUCUGAGCUGGGCCAAAAUAACUUUACAUUAUAUUGUCAUCACAGUUGGCACUGUCUCUGAAGCACCACAACUUAGAGUUACAGUUAAGGCCUCUUGUAUUUAUUACAUUUGCGUAACAGAACUAAGCAUUCGGUUUUCUAAAUGAUCGUAACCGAGUUCCCAAAGUAUUCAGUUUGCUUUAAGAUAAAAAAGAUUUUAACCUGUUUCCUUGUCGAGAUAGCCAGAAAGUAACAACAGGUAAAGCACUUGUUGAUGAACCACUCCAAAUACUUAACAGAACAAAAGAAGCUAAGUAAGGCUUUUAUUUUGGAAUAAUGUGUGAAUUACAUGAAUGCAGCAUUACAUAUCUACUCGCUUGUUUUGUGCGACAUAAGACAAAUGUCAAUGCAGUACAGCAUAAAAUGUAAACAAGGACAUCUGUCCUUUCCAGCUACAUUAUCUUUGUUUGGAUUAACUCUAAAAACAUAUUUAUUAUCACGCUGCAGAAUGAAUAUGAUUUCAUCUAUAUGGUUAAAGGGACUACAUUAUUCUGGAAAUGCCCUAUGAACAGCACUAAGUGUUGUUAAACAAGCUUCUUUUUUUUUCAAAGCUGUGGGAAUUUUGUUUAUUUUGAGCUCCAACGUAAUGGUGAUACAUGAGCGCCACUAACUGGGACUAACCUCAACUCGGUCAAAAGGGAUUUUACACAAUAAAAAAGACACAGAUGUAAUCUAGUCAUCUAGUAACAACAACUGUGUUAUUUAGAAGCUUAUAAUCAUUCUUGUCAUUUGAGGGUGACUUUGUGAAUUAAUGCUUUACAGUUUAUUCCCGUCCCUCAAUGACUUCACAAGGAACCACACAGUGUUUUUCUUUCGGUCCGUUUGGAAUAUAUUUAACAUGCAUGGUUGUUCACAUGUCUGCUGGAGGAUGACAUUUUGCACAGCUGUGUCCUCAUCAGGGAGAAUUCACUUUGUUGACUGUUCUGAGUGACAAAAUUCAAAUGUAGCACUGAGGCGCUUUUAUUGUGAAGCAUGUGGUGAGAGAGUGACUGAGCCACCAAGUACCAGGCUCACUGUGUGAGCACGACACGAAUGCACUGUUGAGUAACGGAGAAAUCACUGCUGACCGUCUCUCUCUUUUUCUCAUGAUGCUGUUUGUCUUGAAGCAGCCGCUCUCGGGCGUUAAUGAAGCGGCCAAAUCGCCUCAAAUGAUACUUGUAGAGUUUUCAGAGGUCAAACACCUCAAAGAUCUGUUGUAGUUUUCAUACUGAGGGAGAUUUGUGCGGAGCCCACAAGGGUGAAGUGAUGAGGAAGGAAGUCACUGACCUUUUUGAGUUUUUAAAACAAAUGAUUGAACGUUAAACUUCCCUCCUAUCAUCAUGGAGCCAAGUGGUUGUAAUGACACACAGACAGCGGAGCAAGAAAUCUGAAGUGAAGAGAGACGGGACAGUCAUGUUGUUUGAAAUGAAUUGUAAUAUAUUAAAUGUUUUUUAUUGCAAAUGA
This is a messenger RNA of Cyclopterus lumpus (lumpfish), 2748 nucleotides long. RefSeq lists its product as uncharacterized. The transcript is spliced from 4 exons. NCBI's taxonomy places the organism in Eukaryota, Metazoa, Chordata, Actinopteri, Perciformes, Cyclopteridae. The coding region runs from base 155 to 892 and encodes 245 amino acids. The record is from RefSeq and is a predicted model, not a curated record.